AUGACGGAGAAUCACCAUGACCACAAGGACUCAAAUGAGGCCAAGAAAGAGGGAGUCUUCAGCUCUCUUAGAGAGAAGUUGGAAGAGGAUGCUGCGUAUUUUGUGAAAGCAGUUCAGAACGGUGAGAUUGACUGGUUUCUGCGUGGUUCGAAUGUGAAUCCCAAUAUCUCUCUGCCAUCCGCAACUCCGUUAAGAUCUCCCACCAUAGCCAAAUCACCCAACUCCAAAUCAGGCGCCACUGUCGAAACUUCGCCAGACACGGUGUCUUCGCCAAAUACAAGCCAAAUCAGCGAAGCUCCCCUGACUUCUCUUCCUCAGAGCAGCCAGUUCAAGAAAGGUUACGACGCGGAUGAUGAGAUUCCCACCAACAGAUUAACCCGAUCAAGAACCGUAGAUGGUACCAUGACUGCCUCAAGAAGGAGGUCUAGUUUAUCAAACUCAGAUUUGACCAGGACAUCUACAAACCAAACUCAUAGUACUUUCAACGAAGGGGGAUCUUCUCCACCCGGUGGCAUUUUCAAGAAAUUAUUUAGGAGAAAAUCAAAGGAAACUUCUCCAACUGCAAAAAGAUUAGAGGAAAUUCACAAGAAAAUUCCUCCAAAGCCAUCGUCUCCCUCAUCAUCUAGAUCAUCGCACGAUAGUUCCACAGUACCAAAGCCCCGCAAUGUUAAAGUCAAAAUAGACAAGUCCUUGACCACUUUUAAGGAAGAGAAGGACAGAGAUGAUGCAGAAACUGAUGCUUUCAGUGAUUCCUCGGCUGCAGAUUCGGACACUGAUGAUUAUAGCUUAUAUCUUGAGAAUCUUUCAAUCAAAGUUUCCAACAAGAAUAUCGACCCAAAACUGAGGGAAUAUCUGAAAUUCUUCGAGGCUCAACGUGAAGAAGAAGCCUCUGCACGAGCUUCAUUGGCUAAUAGCGCAUCACCAUCCAUUCAAGAGCCCAAGAAAGUGAAACUAGACGUUGCUGGAAACCCUAUACCGCCGCAUCCAGAUAGGCCGAAACUCCCAUCGGCUUUCUCUGUUAAUCCCAAAUACAAAGAUAGGCCUGAGGAUCAGGAUCAUGGUUCACCGAUUUCUAAGGUUCCAUCUCCUUCUGCUCAAGGCGCCGGAGUCUUUGGAUCUUUAUUGAGAAGAACUAAGACAAACGAUAGACGAGAGUCUUCACCGCAGUCCUUAUCUCAUUUUGAGCACCCUCCAUUAACUUAUACAAAGCCGCCCCCUAGGGUGGUUAAGAAACCAGGAAUUCCAGUCCUGAAUGAGAUUGCCCCUCUCAAGAAAGUUGCAUUUGCAGCCACCAUGUUCGUCAAUGAUCCCCCUCAACAGAUUCCAUCUAGGAACCCGAGAAAGGGAAAUGUUGUAAUAAGCAAGACCGGUGAGAUAAUAAUUAAUAAGAUCAAUCCAGAAGAUUUGUUAAAACAUGGUGGAGGAAUUGUCGUUGGCGGGUCCGCAAAGUCAAAACAUGAACCAGAAUCAGAGAACAAAAGUUCACAUAAGGAUGUAGAAGUUGAUGGUUCUAAGGUUACCAUUGAUAAACCAAUGGUUAGAAGAAGACCACACGUCAUUGAGAUGGAUAAACCGUUAGUUACGCUGAAGCUAGAUGAACUCUAUACAAGAUGUUGCCACCUUAGAGAAAUUUUACCAAUUCCUAGCACAUUGAAGCAGAUUCCAAAAGGAAGUACAGAUCCAUUACCAAUUCUUCAGCUAAGAAAUCCAAAGCCUUCCUUGAUUGAAGUCCUAUCUUUUUCCGAUUUUAUUCGUAUCGCACCUGUGGUUUCCGUUUCAUUAGACGGUGCUUCUCUAACUUUGGAGAUGUUUAGAACGAUUUUGGCCUCUUUAGUGAACAAGAAACAUUUACGAAAACUCUCUCUUCGAAAUAUGUGCAUCGAUAACGAAGGCUGGAAACUUCUUUGUUGGUUCUUAACCAUGAAUUCCAGGGUAGAGAGACUUGAUAUCACACAAUGUCCAAUGUUACAAGUAGGUUCUCAGAAGAGGCGCACCUCGACCAGUUCAGCACCCAAGAAACCGGAGACUUCAACUACGACCCAAAAGGUCAUGGAGUCUAAUACCCAAAAUAGAUCUGACAUGGAUUGGCCUCUUUUCAUAGCAUCGUUGAUUUUCCGUGGAGGUAUGCGGGAGCUGGUACUUACAGGUUGUAAAAUUAAUGAUUUUGUCGUUUUUGAAAAUUUAAUUUCAAUGGCAUUAUCGCAUAAAACCUGGAAAAUCGGUUUGGCAUACAAUGAGCUCUCAACUCAACAAUGUGAGGUUCUUGCUCAGAUGAUGAUUGACUAUCCUGAACUUUUAGGCCUUGAUCUGGGUUACAAUGAUUUAUCGACCUCUAUCAAGGUAUUUACGGACGCAUCCAAGAAAAGUGAACAUCAAUCCCAAUUGAGGUUGCUGUCUCUCAAUUGCUGUAAUCUUCAAGAUAAUCAAGAUGUAAAAGAAUUGGUUGUUUCACUUUCAAAAUUGCCAACUCUCAAGUUUUUGGAUUUGUCCAACAAUAAGAAAAUGUUUCCCAAGAUGACAAGCUUCAUUGCAAGUUAUUUGCCUCUCUUUCCCGAGUUGAGUCGCUUGUGUUUAGAUAACAAUGACCUGUCUACUGCUGCGAUCAUCACUUUUGCUGAGUCAGUCAGACUUUGUAGGAAGUUGUGUUCUUUUUCGAUAGUUGGCAAUACUUUGGACGAAGCUGCAACGAUUGCUUUGACCAAUGCAGCUAAGAACUCUGAAAGUUUGUUUACCUUGAACUGUUCUUUUGAAGGCAUGUCUCCAAAGUAUAAGGAGCAAAUAGGUCUUUACACUAUGAGAAACAUGGAAAAAAUACUGUAUACCACCGAUAAAACUGGGAUUACCGAAGAUGAUACAAGAGAAACUUGGACCGAGAAAAUGUCCAAGUUUCUUUCUAACGAUAAUUCCAAUGCUUCUGCUGAGGAGUUGAAAGCUUUAUUCGACGAAGCCAAGGAAGCCAAAAAUAUACUUCAUGAAACUAUGCAAGCAUUAUUCAAGCUACAAGUGAAUAACAGACUUAAUCUGGAAGGUAAAGAGACCCUAAUCAGGCUUUGCAUUUUGGAUUCUUCUCUUGAUAAGGGAAUAAAACUUCUUUCCAGCAAAGCCAAGUACAGCGUAUCAGAUGUGAGUAAUUUAAUUGUCUCCAAACUAACAGAAAAUACAGACGCUGAUGAAGCAUUGGUGCCAUUUGAAGAUAAUGGCGGUGCUACUUUGAUUAAGGAUAAUUCUGUUGCUAAUAACGAGUUUUCUUCAAAGAUGAAGCAACAGUUGCAAGAAGAGAGCAAUGUGGCUAAGAACAGAGCUUUGGUACAGUGUCAUUUAAAGACUCCAAAAGUUUUGGAGAAGCUUAAAGAUAUUGAUGGUGACAGCAUCCGUAAAUUGCUUCUUACAGGUGAUGCCCAGAAGUUGUCCGAAAUUUUGAAUACUUUUAAAGAGAAGGGAAUUCAGGUUGAAUCCAUUUUUGGGAAAUCACCUUGUAAAGGUGAUGACAAAACUUUGAUGGAGACACUCAAGACAAAGCUACAAGGAGAUCAUCAACAUGGACCCUCGGAGUUAGAAGAUAAUUACUCUGAGGAGUCGAAGAAGAACCUUGAGUUGAACAAAGUCAUAGGAAAGAUGAGCCCAGGGGAAGCAGCAGGGGCAGCUUCCGAGGAAGAUUUAGAGAUUGAAACAAUUAGCAAAGCUUAUGAUGACAUUUUGAGUAAGAUUGCGGAUGAGCAAAAUGACGCUGAUUGA
Molecule: messenger RNA, 3735 nt
Organism: Komagataella phaffii GS115
Lineage: Eukaryota; Fungi; Ascomycota; Pichiomycetes; Pichiales; Pichiaceae
Exons: 1
Coding region: 1-3735 (1244 amino acids)
Source: RefSeq, a predicted model, not a curated record